UACCAUAGGGAGGCAUUUCUGUCUCUUUAAAAGCACACACAUCCUUCACUGGCCCCACCCCACUGGACUUCCUGGCUCAGACACCUCAGAAGGUGUUGUUUUUCCAGUCAGCCCAAGAAAGUCUAUGGAAGGAAAUUGACAAGCUGUUCCAGAAAAGGUUCUGUGGAUACCUGAACACAACAGCCUCCUCCACUCUCAUGGCUGGCUAUCAGGACAAUGACACCCUGAGAAUUCUUCUCGUUGGGAAAACCGGCAGUGGGAAAAGUGCCACAGGGAACACCAUCCUUGGGGAAAGAGUAUUUGAUUCUAGAAGCACUUCCUUCUCUGUCACCAAGACCUGCCAGAAAGGAUCCCGGAAAUGGCAAGGGAAGGAACUCCUGGUGGUGGACACCCCAGGGCUCUUUGACACUGAGGACAAGUUCGAAUCCACCUGCAGGGAGAUCAGCAGGUGUGUCCUCUAUUCUAGCCCCGGGCCUCACGCCAUCCUCAUGGUCAUGCAGCUGAACCGCUACACGGAGGAGGAGCAGAAAACCACGGAGUUGAUCAAGACCGUGUUUGGCCAGUCAGUUAUGAAUCACACGGUCAUCCUGUUCACUCACAAAGAGGAUUUGGAAGAUACGGACCUUUGGGACUUCAUCCAAGAGGCAGAUGUAAGUCUGAAAAGCCUCAUCAAGGAAUGUGACAACCGCGUCUGUGCCUUUAGCAACAAGGCAGACAGGCCGGAGAAGGAAGUUCAGGUGCAGGAGCUGGUGCAGCUGAUAGAGGUGAUGUUGUGUUAUAACGGAGGGGCCUACUUUUCCAAUGCCUUGUACAAGCACAUCGAGGAAAGGAAGAAGCAGUGGGUAGAAACACAGGAGAAAAUCUACGAUGACCAAUUUAUGGAGGAAUUUAAACAAGCAGAGAAAGAAUGUGCCGUGAGACUCCAGAAAGAAAAGGAGGAAGUAAUUGCAAGUAAAAAGGUUUAUUAUGACAAUCUAAAGAAAAGUCUGAGGGAGCAAGCUGAACACGGAGUUCUGGAAGACAUGUUCAAUAUGAUUAAGAAUCUGCUUUCAGAAAUAUGGAAUGUUUUUUCAAAAUAAAGUAUUUAGAAUUU
Erinaceus europaeus (western European hedgehog) is the source of this 1093-nucleotide messenger RNA. RefSeq names its product GTPase IMAP family member 7-like. The record is from RefSeq and is a predicted model, not a curated record. Gene Ontology annotation, molecular function: GTP binding. The transcript is spliced from 2 exons. NCBI's taxonomy places the organism in Eukaryota, Metazoa, Chordata, Mammalia, Eulipotyphla, Erinaceidae. The coding region runs from base 198 to 1079 and encodes 293 amino acids.